CCUUUGUUUGUAUGGGACGUUAACCAUAAAUAUCUCUCCUGUGCGUUGGCCUAUCUCUGGUUAGAGACUUUGAGACUAACAAACGCGGAGAGAGCAACAUAGAAAGAGAAGCUCAUCGGUGUUCAGAAACUUCACACAGAGAGAGAGAGAGAGAGAGAGAGAGAGAGAGAGAGAAGGAAGGAAAUUCUUUCUUCUUUGAUCUCUGAUUUUUUUUUUUCUUUUUAAGAAGUUUUUGAAGUGAGAAGCGAUAUGGGUUAUUGGAAAUCUAAGGUUCUUCCAAAGAUCAAGAAGGUUUUUGAGAAGAACCCCAACAAGAAAGCUGCUACUGAAGCAAGCGAGUCUUUCGACAAAUCUAAGGAAGAGAUCAACAAGGAGUUUGAAGAGAAGAAGACAGACCUCCAACCCAAAGUAAUUGAAAUUUAUGAAGCUUCCUCCACUGAAAUCAAGACCUUGGUCAAGGAACGUACGGAGGCAGGAAUCAAGAAAAAGCCCACAGCAGUUCAAACUUUCCUGGAAGAGUUAGUGAAAAUUGAGUUCCCGGGAUCGAAGCAGGUCUCUGAAGCAUCAACCAAGUUUGGGCCAGUUCUGGUUUCAGGGCCAGUUCUGUUUGUGUUAGAGAAGGUCUCGACCUUUGUAGCAACAGAGGAGAAACCAGCUGAGACAACAAGGGAGAUUACAACUACGGAGACGGCGACAGAGACAACAGAGACGAAGGCGACGGAGACAGUGACAGAAACUACAAUAACAACAGAGGAGACUAGUGGGAAGGACAAGGAGAUAGCCAUAGAAGAAGAAGGGAAGGAAGUGAAAGUUGUAGAAACUGUAGCUCCGGUUGAGGAGACCAAGAUUGAGAAAACCGAAUCGACUGAACCGGAACCGGUUCCUACUUCAUCUGAACCACCCAACGUUGAAGAAGCUGAACCACUAAAGGCUUGAAGGUAUAUUGGAUGAAGCCCAUGAUCAAGAUGAUCAAUAUGUGUAAAAUUAAGUAAUUUUCUAUAAAGUUUCAGAUCAACCUCCCCUUCCUUCUUCUUCUUCUCUUUGAUGUUAAAUAUGAUUUGUUAUUCUUCGAUUUCUCCUUGUAAUCUUUUAUUAUAUAGCUGUUUUGAUCUUGAUUUUAAGUUUUUAUGGAGAUUUAUAUUGUUGUUGUUGUGCAUGCAUGCACGUGUUUCUAUUUAUUUUGAUGGUGAGGAGAUUCUUUUA
Molecule: messenger RNA, 1203 nt
Organism: Macadamia integrifolia
Lineage: Eukaryota; Viridiplantae; Streptophyta; Magnoliopsida; Proteales; Proteaceae
Product: plasma membrane-associated cation-binding protein 1
Exons: 5
Coding region: 250-936 (228 amino acids)
Cellular component (GO): plasma membrane
Source: RefSeq, a predicted model, not a curated record